GGAAUGUCACGUGUUCAGUUCUUUUGAGAUAUUCUUGAUAGGCAAUAUUUAAAAAAUUCUAUAGAAUUAGAAUAUGAUGAUUGAGAGAUCUGAUCAAGAUAAAUGUGAGAUAAAAGAACAAAGUGAUAAACAAACAACUCAGCCUUUACCUGAUUAUUCGAUUACCGUUAAUCAUGCCCGUGAUUUUUGGUCGAAAACUUUACGAUCAGCUCGCCAUAUUUUAGCGCCGAUGGUCGAUCAAUCUGAAUUGGCAUUCCGUUUAAUGGUUCGUCGUUACAAUGUUCAUUGUACGUAUUCCCCGAUGAUACACUCUCGACUAUUUCUUGAGCAACCUAAAUAUCAGCAAGAAUUCCUUCAGAUUGAUCGAGAAUCAGAUCAACCGUUUAUCAUUCAAUUCUGUGCAAACGAUCCGGAAACAUUUCUCAAAGCUGCAAAAAUUGUUGAAUCCAAUUGUGAUGCUAUUGAUCUCAAUCUUGGCUGUCCGCAAACUAUAGCCAAACGAGGCCAUUACGGUGCCUUUCUUCAGGAUGAAUGGUCUCUGAUCUAUGACAUGAUCAAUUUAGCUGCUCGAAAUCUUAAGAAACCGGUGACUUGUAAGAUUCGUGUUUUCGAAGAUGAGGAAAAAACGAUCAAAUAUGCUAAAAUGAUUGAAAGUGCUGGUGCAUCAUUAAUCACUGUUCAUGGCAGACUAAGAGAACAAAAAGGUACAAAAACGGGUCUGGCCGAUUGGAAGAAGAUUCGCUUAGUCAAAGAGAAUCUUCGCAUUCCUGUAUUCGCCAAUGGGAAUAUUCAAUCCAAAGGUGAAAUAGAUAAAUGUUUCGAUGAGACCAAUGUUGAUGGUGUAAUGUCAGCCGAAGGACUAUUGUAUAAUCCAGCAUUGUUCACUGGUAAACCUUUGGCAGUUUGGGAUGCAGCUUAUGAUUAUGUGGAACAAUACCGAAAACAUUCAUCCUCGUUUUCAUCAAUUCGUGGACAUAUAUUUAAAUUUUUUCAUCAUUGUUUCACAUUAGAAGAAAAUUUGGAAUUGAGAAAUAUUGUGGGCAAAACUCAUUCGAUCGAUGAUUUUGUCAAAGUAGCCGAUCAGCUCAAGCAAAGAUAUCAAGUUGAUUAUGAGAAAUUUAUUGCUGAUGAUCAACAUUCAAAAGAACAUCCAAAAAAUUGGCCUAUUUUUAUUUGUAAACCUUAUUAUCGUCCAUUAGAGACAUCAGUAAUUGAAAAUUCAUCCAAAACGGACGGCGAGGAACCUGUAAAAAAGAAAAUUAAAUCAGGAAAAAAAUUAAAAGGUCCAAAAGCGCCAAAAAUAUUACGUGAACUAUGUUCACAAUGUCCACAUCCACGUGGAUUAAAAUGUGAUUUUGGAUAUUGUCGGAUUUGUUGCCGACAAAAAUCCUUUGUAGAAAAACUUAAUUGUCAAGGGCAUGGAUUUAGAUUUCGAUCGAAAAGUGAAAACGAAAAAAGUUGA
Molecule: messenger RNA, 1462 nt
Organism: Dermatophagoides pteronyssinus (European house dust mite)
Lineage: Eukaryota; Metazoa; Arthropoda; Arachnida; Sarcoptiformes; Pyroglyphidae
Gene: Dus1
Product: Dihydrouridine synthase 1
Biological process (GO): tRNA processing
Molecular function (GO): tRNA dihydrouridine synthase activity; flavin adenine dinucleotide binding
Source: RefSeq, a predicted model, not a curated record